Molecule: messenger RNA, 5179 nt
Organism: Anopheles funestus (African malaria mosquito)
Lineage: Eukaryota; Metazoa; Arthropoda; Insecta; Diptera; Culicidae
Product: mediator of DNA damage checkpoint protein 1-like
Exons: 6
Coding region: 167-4450 (1427 amino acids)
Cellular component (GO): MLL3/4 complex
Molecular function (GO): protein binding
Source: RefSeq, a predicted model, not a curated record
AAAACAGCGGGAACUGAAACGUCAAAAAUUCCAGACGACGCAAAACAAUCCAGUCGUGUGUUGUUGUUCAUAUAAUUUCGCUGUACUUUCGUAAAAAUACUCGUUAUUGUGUAGCGUUUUAAGUGUAUUUCGUUAGAGCAGGCCUGAGAUUUACAACACCGUUUAGAUGCAUUUGAAUAUCCAAGGAACGAAGCAUCCCAUCCGACCGGGAAUCAGUUUGAUCGGUUCUGUACAAAAUGAACGCUACAAUACAAUACUUUUGCAGGACAGGAGUAUUUGUCCCAAACAUGCAAGUCUUCGGCUUGAUACUACCACAGAUAAACUUCAAAUUUUGGAUCUUUGCUCCAUACAUGGGGUAACUGUUGAUCAGAAACCCAUCGCUCCGCUAACUUGGACCGAAAUCACCACACUAAGUCGAUUACAUUUGGGCGGCGUGAUUGCUUCCGUUGAAAUAGACAGUAAGAACAAGCAGGGGGAAGUUUCGUUCUUGUUCGAUGAAAAUUCAACGGAUUUUAUUGACUGCAGUCUCGAGGAAACACAACCUCUCCAGAGCAUUAGAAAAAAUGCACACAACACUGUUAGUGUAUUGAGUACUUUCGGAAGAAGAUCUUCGUUGGUUGAAACAAAAGCUACUGUACACGUACCUCCCUGUUCUUCUACAGUAGGGCAAGGAACUAGUUUCCUGGUUCCCGAAACUCAGCAACUCGAUAGCAGUACAACGAAAGCAAAGCCAAAUGAAACGCUCGUUUCCAAUGGUGAUAAGUGUUCAGAAAGGGAUGACGAUGAUGAAGAAUUUUUUUUCAUUCCGGAAACACAGCAGCCGGAAGAUGAACAUAACUGUCCGUCAGACGAGAUCGAGCCAAUUCUUCCCGAAAUACAGGAAACGGAACAGCCUGCGACAGAAGACGAAUAUUUCCAAAUGACAGUUGAGAACGACAAUAACAGCAAUGAUGCGAUGUUCAACAACAAGUAUGUCGAGCAAUCUCAAAACUUGAUGCAACAACUAGAUACAUCGUACAAUGGUGCUGUUAUACCUAGGGUUUCCGUAUUGCCGGAGCGCUCCGUUGAUUCGAUAUCGUUCCAGGAACACCGUAAUACAACGAUGGAAAUGAGUCGUAUCGAGUGGAAUGAAAGUAAAAAAGAUCACGAACAAUCCAAGAUCGUUGAAGAAGUACAGCAACCAGAAGAACGAGGAGAAUCUCACGAAAAAGAGCGCAUAAUUUCUGAGGGAGGUGAUGAUAGAUCUAUCACGCCGGAACUUAAUUUUGAUGAUGAUCCUCCAGUUGAAACAAACGGAAAUCAAACAUUAGUUGAACAGGAAAAUAACUUAAAAACCACAGCAAACAAUCAGCCACCGGAACAGGCGAAUCGUUCGUCAAAGACACCCGAAUGGUGCUUCGAUGAAAUGGAAUAUGAAGCCGAUGAGUAUGAAAUUUCACUGAACCAAGAAGAUUGCAAUAAUCUGAGGUCGCAUCGCACUCCUUCUGUCAAAUUGAAUAAUAAUUCGCAAGAAGCAAAUCCGUAUGAUAUGGAAACUCAGGCUUUUGACGUAGAUGAUCCAUACGAACUGUUGACACAGCCUCUUCAUAGGCUGGAGAAAAAAUCAAAAUCUUUUGGAUCGACACAGAAAUUGCAAUUGGAAGACCCAUACGAGCUAAGCACACAGCCAUUAGCCGUAGAAAAGCCUUGUGCCAGCAAGCUUUCCGAGAUUUCACCUUUUGUCAAACCAACUAACCCCGUAUUACAACGCAAAUCUAACCAUACACCAGAAAUCGAUUAUGCAAAUAUGCCAACGCAACAAUUUACUCCUAUAGAGUUACUAAACCCACCAAUGGGAUCAUAUAACAGUGGGACGAAUGUUACAGAAAAGUGCGAUGCAAACGCUUCGGUAGCAGGGAAUGAAUCGCCAUUAGCUGACUGCAAACGAAAACCAUCGCCUGAAAAGCAAAGUAAAUGCAAUCAAUCGCCAGAAAUUGAUUAUGCAAAUCAGCCAACACAAUUAUUCACUCCUCCAGAAUUACUGUAUCAACCUACUGUUGAACCUGAAGAUAACAUUAAGGAGCCUCUGUCUACUUCGGCAAUAAUGAUACAUGAUGAUGAUCUGCUAACCCAGCCGUUAAGUCCUCCAAAAGAGCUGAUGGAUACUCCCGUUUUGUAUCGUAAUGGUAACAACGUAGCCAGCACUUCAACAGAAUGUAAAGCAUAUGAUUUGGACACGCAACCUUUAAACUUGCACAUGCAAAUGAAAGACGGAAUAUUGGUAAAGAAAAAACCUGUCCUGAAGUUAGUAGAUAUUAAAACAUGUCACUUGUCGGUUCCAAUUGAUCCUAAUUCGAUGGAUAUAGUUAGUGAUAUAGAUGAAAAUGUAUACGAUCUUGGCAAACUGAAACUCCUGGAAAAUGGCACAUUGCCAGAGGAAGAAGUAUCUCAAUUUAAUCCAGAAAUUAAUAGUACUACGCAUCUGUCACUUAACGAACAACUAGAAGGACAGCAGCAUGUGGAACCGUGCAGAGAAAUGUCUCCAUCAUCAUCUAAUAAGGAAAAUAGUACGAAAGAAGCAGAUGAAAAAAAUGAUUCGUACGAUACGGAUGAUGAAUUGUGUUUGGCAUCAACUAUUCCGAUCGGUACUCUAUUCCCGCACAAACAUACGACGGAAUGUGUAGAGAAGGGUGAUGAAGGAGUGUCGACAAGACAGUUUAAAAUACCGCUGAAAAAACCAGAAACACUAGCCACUCCCAAAAAUAUGAGAAGCAGGAAACGAAGUAAUUCGGAUAUAACUGAAUUUCUUACGCCGGAACAUCCGUUGUUGUAUUUACCGAAAGCCGAUUGCAUCCUCUCAGUAUCGGAACGAAUGCGCGAGAAAAACUCUACUGCUGCACUUGCCGCCAAGGUCAAACCAAAGUACCAUUUUAACGAUAGCAGUAGUAGCAGCAGCGAUGAUGAUGGCGCUAGCGAUCGACAGUUGUUUAAAAAAACGAAUGUAAGUGUUGCGUUGGAGAAAGAGUUGGAAAAUGUGCGAGAAGUUGGAAGGUUGGAAAAACAAAAAGGACUUACCGAUUGUGGAAAAUUGGAUAGUAAAUUGGUGAGAAAAAGGAUUGUGCAACCUAAAAAGGACGACAAAGAUGAAUUGUUAGCCGAACCAGCGAAGGGGCGAGAUGAAGGGGGAAGCAAGAGAAUGGCUACCAGAAAUGUACAACAAAAAGAGGUGGAAGAAAUUGGGAAAAAUCAGGCAGAUUUUCGAAAAAUAUCUACUAGGCGUAAAGAAACGAAGGAUAUCGAGAAAUCAUCAGAAUCGAAAAUAAAGGCGAUUCGAACAGAGAUCAAGAAUAAGAUAGCCGAACCCAGUAAACAAAGUUACAAUGAGAGCGAUACUAAAAAGGAACCUAAAUCAUCGGAUGAACGAUCUACCGAUCGGAGCAGAUCAACUGAUGCUCUUCCUAUACGUGUAUCGACGCGCAGCCGUGUAGAAACGUACAAGAAACGAAUGCUCAAUGAAUCGGUAGAUUAUUUAUCAGAAUCAACAAAGAAAUUGUCUACAGCGCAAAUGUCAACACGUGGUAGUCGAAAACGCAAGGAGCAAUCGUCAUCGGAUCGCGAAGGAAGUCGUAAAUCGGCAGGUGUCGAACUAAAGCGACAAAAGCCAGGCCAAAGAGCCACUGCUGUUGUACAGGAAGUGGAAGUAAAAGAGCGAUCACGGCGAGCAACCAGCCGCAUCAAAAAGGUAGUGGGUACUUCUUCUGAUUUGUUUGUGGAACAGGGCAAAACGUCAGGGAUAAAUAGUGGAGUCCUGGGGUACGAUAGUGCCACUAGCAGCACAGGAAGUGAUGUCUCAACUGUGUCGGCAACACGAUCUAAUCGUCUGCGAUUAAUUUUCACCAAAAUGAACCCAGAGCCCUACAGAAAGUGUAUAGCUCGCGCUGGUGGCAAGAUAGUAGACAUACCGGAGCUAGCAACCAUCCUCGUGACGGACCGCAUUAUUCGAACGUACAAAUUUCUGUGCAGUGUGGCGAAGGGAAUACCUAUCGUUGGUCAGUCAUAUCUGGAUGCGUUACAAAAUUCCGAUGGAAAGGAACAGAUUGACCCGUGGGACCAUAUCCUAUCCGAUCCCGUAAAGGAGAAGCGGUACGAAUUUCGUCUACGUGAUACAUUGUUGAAGGCAAAGCAGCAUAAGUUAUUUCAGGAUUAUACCGUUUUUGUUACUUCGAGUACACAACCACCACCAUCGGAACUGUGCUUAAUACUUUCGUGCGCCGGAGCGAAAAUAUCAAAGCAUUACAGUCAACCACCAAAAGAUACGAAUAAAAUGUUUGUCAUCUCCGAUUCAGCGGAUAGUGCUUCAUGGGUGAAGUAUAAAGAAAAGUUUCCUACCAUAGAAAUAGUGUCGGCGGAAGGUUUUAUGCUUUCAAUCAUGCAACAUUCAAUCAAGUUCAAAAAGCAUCGUUUAGCGUAAGAUAUUGUAAUCGAUAUGCUUGAGUAAGAAUGAAAUAACCGUAAAAGAGAACGUUGAACAUGGAAAUCGUUAGUUACUAUCAUCCGGUUUAUUUUACUAGACUUCUGACUAUUUUACUAUAAAAGUUAUUAAAAUCUUUAUGUUAUGCUAAGUCGAUUUCGAAGAGCCUAUGAAUUGUUUGUUUUGAUUCAUUAUUUCAACUCAUCAUUGUUGACUUUCCCAAAACUAUUCAUAAUAAAAACGUGUUGAAGACAGAAUUCAAAAUGUUUUAAAAUAUACAAUCCACUUGAAUGGAUGAUAUUGCUUUGUAUAGAAAACUAAAGCAGUACGCUUAUGAUCAAUACGCGUAUAUACGAAUGUAGUUGUUCAAAGUUUUACUACAAUACAGAAAGACAAUGCUGCAAGUAAGCAAGUUAUCAGUGUUAGAGGUACGAUUUAGUAUUUGGCGAGAAAUGUGGUUUUUGAUUCACAGGCAUCAUAAAAUUUGGUUUGUUUAUUGAAUAGUAUUACGAUUUUUGUAUGCAUGUGUUGAACAGAUUACACCGGUGAUACAUGCGGUGCGUCGAAAAAAGCGUAAUGAAAGGAUUGUUUUUGUUAGUUUUUUCUAAAGUAUCUCUCUCAUCUAGCAUUAAUUCUUAAAUUACAAUGCGAUUGGAAAACUCAGUACAAAGAAUGUAAAUAAAUGAUAUUGAAAUAUUACAUCACAUUCGGAAUGUGAUCACACACCAA